Molecule: messenger RNA, 2962 nt
Organism: Pimephales promelas (fathead minnow)
Lineage: Eukaryota; Metazoa; Chordata; Actinopteri; Cypriniformes; Leuciscidae
Source: RefSeq, a predicted model, not a curated record
UGAUGCAGGUUGACGAAGGAAGAGACCGCUGGUGAGAGAAGAGAAGAGGAGAGGGGAGGAAAGAGUACCCCAACCGGCACUUUACAUAUAGAAUUGAAUUUAUUAAAUAUUGUUUUAACAUAUUGUAAUUAUUAAAAAAGGGGAAAAUGGCUCAGCCAGACAACAAGAAGUUCUUUGAGAACCUGACGGGCGCUGGGAAAUCUAUAGCAGUGUUGACGAGUGGAGGAGAUGCUCAAGGGAUGAAUGCUGCUGUUCGGGCUGUUGUCCGCAUGGGAAUCUAUGUAGGAGCCAAAGUCUACUUCGUUCAUGAGGGUUAUCAGGGUAUGGUGGAUGGAGGUGACAACAUCAAGGAGGCGAAAUGGGAGAGUGUGUCCAGCAUGCUGCAAGUGGGCGGAACUGUUAUCGGCAGCGCACGAUGCAAAGAUUUCCGCACGCAUGAGGGACGUCUGAAGGCGGCUCAUAACCUGGUGAAAAGGGGGAUCACCAACCUGUGCGUGAUUGGAGGAGACGGCAGUUUGACCGGGGCCAAUCUCUUCAGAGAGGAGUGGAGCGGCCUGCUGGCAGAGCUGGUCCAGCAAAAUCUGAUUGAUGAGGAGGCGGCUCAGAAAUACUCCGCUCUUCACAUUGUGGGUAUGGUGGGCUCUAUUGACAAUGACUUCUGUGGCACCGACAUGACAAUAGGAACAGACUCAGCCCUCCACAGAAUCAUUGAGGUGGUGGAUGCAAUCAUGACUACAGCUCAAAGUCACCAGAGGACAUUUGUGCUGGAGGUGAUGGGCAGGCAUUGUGGCUAUCUAGCAUUGGUGAGCGCACUGGCAUGUGGAGCUGACUGGGUGUUGAUUCCUGAAAUGCCCCCUGAGGAUGGCUGGGAAGAGAAAAUGUGUCAAAAACUCUCUGCGACUCGAUCCAGAGGUUCAAGGUUGAACAUAAUCAUAGUCGCUGAAGGAGCCAUUGACAGACAUGGAAAAGCUAUUACUUCUAGUAUAGUCAAGGAUCUGGUGGUUCAGUGUCUGGGCUUCGACACGCGUGUGACCAUCCUGGGCCACGUCCAGAGAGGAGGGACCCCCUCGGCAUUUGACAGGAUUCUGGCCAGUCGCAUGGGUGUGGAGGCGGUUCUGGCGCUGCUUGAGACCACUGCAAACACGCCAGCCUGCGUGGUGUCUCUGUGUGGGAACCAGUCUGUGCGGCUGCCCCUCAUGGAGUGUGUGCAGAUGACUCAGCAGGUGCAGAAGGCCAUGGAUGAGAAGAAAUUUGAAGAGGCAGUUCGGCUACGUGGCAGGAGCUUUGAGAACAACCUGAGGACUUACAAACUGCUGGCUCACCGUAAACCAGAGUCUGAACUUCCACACAGCAAUUAUAACGUGGCCGUGUUGAACGUGGGCGCCCCCGCGGCGGGCAUGAACGCAGCCGUGCGGUCGGCUGUCAGAGUGGGCAUCUCCGAGGGACACAAAAUGUUUGCUGUCAGUGACGGUUUUGAAGGAUUCUAUAAGGGACAGAUAAAAGAGAUCAAAUGGGCAGAUGUUGGAGGAUGGACGGGCCAGGGUGGAUCCCUCCUGGGAACUAAACGAACGCUUCCUGCAAAGUACAUUGAAAAAAUAGCAGAACAGAUGCGGAAGUAUAACAUCAAUGCGUUGUUAGUGAUCGGAGGAUUUGAGGCCUACCUGGGGAUCAUGGAGUUGUUAGCAGCCCGCGGGAUUUAUGAGGAGUUGUGUGUGCCAAUGGUCAUGGUGCCGGCCACCGUCUCCAACAAUGUGCCCGGCUCAGACCUCAGCAUUGGCGCAGACACGGCUCUGAACGCUAUCACUGAUACAUGUGACCGUAUCAAGCAGUCCGCCAGCGGUACGAAGCACCGUGUGUUCAUCAUCGAGACGAUGGGGGGGUACUGUGGUUAUCUGGCCAGUGUUGGUGGUCUAGCGGCUGGAGCGGACGCUGCAUACAUCUAUGAGGAACCGUUUGACAUCAGAGACCUACAGUCGAAUGUAGAGCACUUGACAGAGAAAAUGAAGACCAGCAUUCAGAGAGGACUAAUCCUGAGGAAUGAGAACAGUAAUGAAAACUACACCACAGACUUCAUCUAUCAGCUCUAUUCUGAGGAGGGCAGGGGAGUGUUUGACUGCAGGAAGAAUGUUCUGGGUCACAUGCAGCAGGGUGGUGCUCCUUCUCCAUUUGACCGUAACUUUGGGACCAAAAUCGCUGCUAAGGCCAUGCAGUGGAUCACCAAGAAACUGAACGAAAGCUACAGACAAGAUGAAGGGAGAGUGUUUGCCAACACAGAGGACUCGGCCUGUUUGCUGGGUAUGCGGCGUCGCGCUAUGGUUUUCCAGCCUGUGGUUCAGCUGAAAGAUGAGACUGACUUUGUUCACAGAAUCCCUAAGGAACAGUGGUGGCUGAAGUUACGUCCACUCAUGAAAAUCCUAGCCAAGUACAAGACCAGCUACGACGUGUCAGACUCGGGACAGCUGGAACACGUGGCCCUGAACCGACCCAGAGAGUCUGAGGCCACGGCUGCCAUUUAAACUCAUCCAAAUAUCGGCGGCGUUCAAAGGUCACGCUUCAGACGGGCCUGUCUGUCCCGCGAGCGCUGUCGCCGACACUUUAGUUCUCCGGGCCCGCUUUUUUGUUUGUUUUUGUCAUCGCUGUGUUGGAAAAAUGUCACCCUUUGUUAUUUUACAGAAAUCAGUGUUAAUCGUAGGAGAGUGUAAAGUUUGGUUUGACUGUGUUAUGCCCUCGCUCUCUCUCCUGUUGACGGAUUCGCUGUCACCCCACCAUAUCUGCAGUAGUGUUACGCUUCAAAGCACAUUUCUCUCUCUGAAGUUCUCAGAAAGAAGGAAAAAUCCCACUUUUCGGUGUCAAGCGCUGUAAGUCCACAUUGCUAGAGCACCGUUUGAUGUUUGAAUGUAUUGCAUCAUCAAGUGUUAACAUUUGCCUGACCAAUAAAGACCACAAUCACAAAGUGUGAAAA